Molecule: messenger RNA, 1208 nt
Organism: Dendrobium catenatum
Lineage: Eukaryota; Viridiplantae; Streptophyta; Magnoliopsida; Asparagales; Orchidaceae
Product: aquaporin PIP1-2-like
Exons: 4
Coding region: 113-976 (287 amino acids)
Biological process (GO): response to water deprivation; transmembrane transport
Cellular component (GO): plasmodesma; plasma membrane; vacuole
Molecular function (GO): water channel activity
Source: RefSeq, a predicted model, not a curated record
GCUCCGACUCAUCCACAAAGCUCUCAGCUUUAUCUCCAAGCCUACUCUGGUUUGCUUGUCCUCUCUCUUCGGGCUUAGGGCAAACUGAUUUUGGAGGAAAACUGCGGAGAAGAUGCAGGCGAAGGAGGAAGAUGUUAGCUUGGGAGCUAACAAGUUUCCUGAGAGGCAGGCGAUAGGAACUGCGGCCCAAACAGAGGAGAAGGAUUACAAAGAGCCACCUUUGGCCCCUUUUUUUGAGCCUGGAGAGCUCGUGUCUUGGUCUUUCUACAGAGCUGGGAUAGCAGAGUUUGUAGCCACUUUCCUGUUUCUCUAUAUUACUAUACUCACUGUGAUGGGAGUUGUGAGCGCCAAAACCAAGUGCAGUACUGUAGGAAUUCAGGGGAUAGCUUGGUCUUUUGGUGGAAUGAUCUUUGCUCUUGUCUACUGUACCGCAGGGAUUUCAGGCGGGCACAUCAAUCCAGCUGUGACAUUUGGGCUCUUCCUGGCCCGGAAGCUCUCCCUCCCUAGAGCUCUCUACUACAUGGUAAUGCAGUGCCUAGGAGCCAUCUGCGGCGCUGGCGUUGUCAAGGGUUUCAAGAGAAGCAUCUACAUGGCCAACAAUGGAGGCACCAACUCUGUGAGCCCCGGAUACAGCAAGGGGGACGGUCUUGGAGCUGAGAUUGUCGGCACCUUCGUCCUCGUCUAUACAGUCUUCUCCGCUACUGAUGCCAAGAGAAGUGCCAGAGAUUCUCAUGUCCCUAUUCUUGCGCCACUUCCAAUUGGGUUUGCCGUAUUCCUCGUUCAUUUGGCCACAAUUCCGAUCACCGGCACCGGCAUCAACCCAGCGAGGAGCCUUGGAGCUGCCAUCAUCUACAAUAGGGAUCAUGCUUGGGAUGAUCAGUGGAUCUUCUGGGUUGGACCGUUCAUCGGAGCUGCACUAGCUGCUUUCUACCACCAGGUUGUCAUAAGGGCAAUCCCUUUCAAGAGCAGGUCUUGAGCUUUUAGCUGCGUAAAACCUAUAUCUCUGUGAAUCAGAAGCUGUGGCUUUGAAUUGACUCUAGUCUUCUAUCAUCGUCCACUAUAUGUGAGCCUUCUGCUUUUAUUUUGUUUCCCCCUUUUUUCCUUCCUCUCUCUCUCUCUGCUCCUUGAUCAAGUUUGUAAAUUAUUAAGCAUGGGUAUGCUAUGGACCGACUUUAUGGAAUUUAGAGUGGUUUCUCUUAUAUUUCUCA